CUGUUGAGGGAGGGGGGAGGGGGGACACAGAGGGAGGAAGAAGCGGCGGCGGCGGCUCCUCUUUGCAGAGGGGGAAAACUCCGAGGGAUAAGAGCAGGAAUCAUGCGGUAGGCAAGGCGGGCUGCUCGCUCCCGGCUCCCGGCUCCGGCAGCAGCAGCGGCAGCACCCCCAGCAGCUGACAGCCCCGCCGGCAGGCUCCCUCGCUGACCGCCGACUGUCAAUGGAGCUGGAAAACAUCGUGGCCAACACGGUCUUGCUGAAAGCCAGGGAAGGGGGUGGAGGAAAGCGCAAGGGGAAAAGCAAGAAGUGGAAGGAAAUCCUGAAGUUUCCUCACAUUAGCCAGUGUGAAGACCUCCGAAGGACCAUAGACAGAGAUUACUGCAGUUUAUGUGACAAGCAGCCAAUUGGGAGACUGCUUUUCCGGCAGUUCUGCGAAACCAGACCUGGGCUAGAGUGUUACAUUCAGUUCCUGGACUCAGUGGCAGAAUAUGAAGUUACUCCAGAUGAAAAGCUGGGGGAAAAAGGGAAGGAAAUUAUGACCAAGUACCUCACCCCAAAGUCCCCAGUUUUCAUUGCCCAAGUUGGCCAGGACCUGGUCUCCCAGACGGAGGAGAAGCUCUUACAGAGGCCCUGCAAGGAACUCUUUUCUGCCUGUGCACAGUCUGUCCACGACUACCUGAAGGGAGAGCCCUUCCAUGAGUAUCUGGACAGUAUGUAUUUUGAUCGCUUUCUCCAGUGGAAGUGGUUGGAAAGGCAACCGGUCACCAAAAACACUUUCAGGCAGUACCGAGUACUAGGAAAAGGGGGCUUUGGGGAGGUCUGCGCCUGCCAGGUUCGGGCCACGGGUAAAAUGUAUGCCUGCAAGCGCUUGGAGAAGAAGAGGAUCAAAAAGAGGAAAGGGGAGUCCAUGGCACUCAACGAGAAGCAGAUCCUAGAGAAGGUCAACAGCCAGUUUGUGGUCAACCUGGCCUAUGCCUACGAGACCAAGGAUGCGCUGUGCUUGGUUCUGACCAUCAUGAAUGGGGGUGACCUGAAGUUCCACAUUUACAACAUGGGUAACCCUGGCUUUGAGGAGGAGCGAGCCUUGUUUUAUGCGGCAGAGAUCCUCUGUGGCUUAGAAGACCUCCACCGGGAGAACACUGUGUACAGAGAUUUGAAACCCGAAAAUAUCCUGCUCGAUGAUUAUGGCCACAUUCGGAUCUCGGACCUGGGUCUGGCCGUGAAGAUCCCCGAGGGAGACCUGAUCCGCGGCCGGGUGGGCACCGUCGGCUACAUGGCUCCGGAGGUCCUGAACAACCAGAGAUACGGCCUGAGCCCUGACUACUGGGGUCUGGGCUGCCUCAUCUAUGAGAUGAUCGAGGGCCAGUCGCCAUUCCGGGGCCGCAAAGAGAAGGUGAAGCGGGAAGAAGUGGACCGCCGGGUCCUGGAGACGGAGGAGGUGUACUCCCAAAAGUUCUCCGAGGAGGCCAAGUCCAUCUGCAAAAUGCUGCUCACCAAAGAUGCAAAGCAGAGACUGGGCUGCCGGGAGGAGGGGGCCGUGGAGGUCAAGAGACACCCCUUCUUCAGGAACAUGAAUUUCAAGCGCUUAGAAGCCGGGAUGUUGGACCCUCCCUUCAUUCCAGACCCCCGUGCCGUGUACUGCAAGGACGUGCUGGACAUCGAGCAGUUCUCCACCGUGAAAGGCGUCAACCUGGACCACACGGACGAUGACUUCUACUCCAAGUUCUCCACGGGCUCCGUGCCCAUCCCAUGGCAGAGCGAGAUGAUAGAAACCGAGUGCUUUAAGGAGCUGAACGUGUUUGGACCUCACGGUACCCUCUCGCCGGACCUGAACAGAAGUCACCCUCCGGAACCGCCGAAGAAAGGGCUGCUUCAGAGAAUCUUCAAGCGUCAGCAUCAAAACAAUUCCAAGAGUUCACCCAAUCCCAAGACCAGUUUUAACCACCACAUAAAUUCAAACCAUGUCAGUUCAAACUCCACCGGCAGCAGCUAGUUGGCGCUCUGGCCUUGAAGUCCGCGGUGGGACCAGCGUGGACCCUUAUCCUUCGCAGCAGAACUUGCGGACGGGGGGCCCUCCAGGAGCCAGGAAGGAGGCUGGCCGCCUCCUCGACGCAGAGCCUCCAGGUUUCUCAAAGAGAUUUCCACUCAGGUCUGUCUCCAGAGGUGGCCCUCCAGCCGACGUGGAACAUUGCAAUAGAAAUCCAAUUGGAUACGACAACUUGCACGUAUUUUAAUAGCGUCAUACCUAGAACUGAAUUUUGUCUUUAUUAUUUUUAAAGAAAAGUUUUGUAAAUUUCUCUAUUGUCUCAGUUUACAUUUUGUAUAUUUGUAUUUAAAUGAAAGUCAGACUUUGAGGGUGUAUAUUUUCUGUGCAGCCACUGUUAAGCCAUGUGUUUUAAGGCAUUUUAGAGUGGGCGGGGUGGGGGGGGGAUUUACAAAAAAAAAAAAAAAAAGUGACUCAAGACUUCCAGAGCCUCAAAUGAGAAAAUGUUUUUAUUAAAUGUAGAAAAUGAUUCACAUUUCACCUUUAAAGGGUUGGUUGUAUCCAUCUCUGUAACCUUUCCCUCACACUGAUGUCACCAUGCUGUUGGCUUGUAACAACCUGAAUUAAGUGCUCCAGACACACCUGGGACCUCAGCCCCGGUCAGAACAUCCUCCGUGGGGUCUCUGGAGCCUCCUAGGGCCAAUGCCAGCGUUUCCUUUAGAGGCACGCGGUGUCCGCGUUGCUUUGGCCUUGGCCUCCUCUUCCUUCUGGAAGGCGGCCGGUACGCAGAGCUGGGCCUCUUUCUUUCUAAGCAGGUUCUAACUGCUAAAGCCUGUAUGUUUUCAAGAGGCUUGCAUUUGGGGAUUUUUGUUUUACUCUUAUUUUUUAAGGGUUGUGUCACGAUGAUAAGGAGUAGUCAUGGAACCCCAGCUAUCCCAAAUCCUGUGGCCUGAGGAAGCCUCAGGGAGUGGGGGUCAGUGGAGUCCUACCGAAUGAGUCCGUAGAGGGGGAGGGAGGCUUGCCCAGGGGCUCCAGGCACGUUCCUCAAGUGUUUACGGGGUCACAGGGUCUGGAGAGAGCUUCACAAGGCCCCGCAGAUACCCCGGCCCAGGUGGCAUGGGUGGGGUUGGCUCUCCACACAAUGGCAUGGCUAAGGAGAGGGCCGGGAUACCACGGAAGCUCAAGACAAACCCCCUGUCACUUCUUGGGAGAGGUGGGACCAAGAUGCUCUAACGGGGCAUCUCAAAACUUCAGGCUCAGGUCGCCCCCAGGAGGACCCGGUGGCUUUGCCAGGCCAGGGUCUUCCAAGGGCAGUCCCCAGGCCCUUUGAGCCCCUGGCCGCCUCCUGUUGCCGCUGAAAAGUGACAAGGAGCAAAUCCACCCUCGCCUCCCCCCUGCCCCAGAACAGGGGGAGUGGUUGACACCCCUGCUCCCCUGCCUGGCUGAGUCCCUGGCGACCGAGUCAGCCUCACUCAGACGUGGUGUCAGCCACCCGGCAGUUGCCAGGGUUCCUCCCAGUGUGGGUCCAGCGCUACCUACAGGCGGCUCCGGUCAAAAUGCGGAUUCCUGGGCCCCACCCCAAACCUAUGGAAUGGAUUCUCUGGGAGUAGGGCCCAGGAAUCUGCAUCUUUAAGAAGCUCUCCAGAACAUUCUAACACGCCCUCAAGAAAGGGCACUGCUGCCUUAGCUUCAGCGGGGCUUCGGACGCGACUCUCCCAAAACGAUUACUGCGAGCCGGGCCGCUUGGAGCGUGAGCUUGGACGGAGGAGAGGUAGUGGGCAUGGCCGCCUCUGUCCAGUGUCCGUGCUCCUCUGUCAGACUGGGCCAGUGGGUCCUGGAGCGCACUGCCGGAGAGGGGGUGGCCUCUGGGACUGAUCGUUUUAGGUCACUUGACAAACAAAUGGCAGAGCAGUUGGGCCGCCCUGGGAUCCCUCCAACGUGCAGUAUUCUUUUCUUCAAGACCAGCCCCGGCCUCACGAGGCUGCUUCUGGCACCUUUCCGGGGCUGCGUACCAGAUAAAUGCAAACAGCCAUACUCCGUUUUCGCCAACGAAGUGGAAAGCUCCUUGACCAGUAUUUUAAGAUCCUCAAGCUCUUGCUGACCCUCCUUUCUCAAUGGAAAGGACAGUCAUUUUCCUGGGACAGUCGCCAGCCCAAGCUCCCACCCUCCGUCCUUCCUUUUGCCCAAUUCACAGCAACCCCCUGCUUCCCGAAUGACUGGUGUUGAGAAGCCUCCGAGCCCCACACUGGCCGACCACAGCACAGAAUCCUCACGGAGCAAGGAGGACAACAUGCACCUGCCCCAGGUGUUUCUGCAUCCCAGCAGCUCCAACGAGGCUAACACACAGGCCUCUGUGGGCCUCUUAAGAGGACUGGAGUCUUCCUUCGUGUUUGCAGCCUGUCCCCACCGAGGGCCCCCAGGAUGGGGUGCCAGAGCCACCGCCUCUCUGUUCCCUCCCGUUCCUUUUGACCCUCCGUUUCCUGCAAGAGAAGGGAAGUCAUUAUUUAAAACAAUGCCUGAAAAUCAGCCCUCCUGUCCACCAAGUCCCCCAGUCCCCGAGUCACUGAAGGUCCUGCCCCCCACCCCCAGCUUCUCCUCCAACUUGUUUUCUAUAGCUGCAUUUUUUAAAGAUAUUUUUAAAUUAGGGAAAAAAAAAAAACAAACCCCACCUUCCUCCCCAUCCCCUUGCCUGGGAUGAGGUGUGUUUGGUCAGUGAAUGGAUGUUUUUUUUUUUUUUUUCCCAACAUUUGAGCUCUUCACGGAAGGGCCUCUCUUUCUCCAAGCAUGACAUUUUCCUCGCCGGACGUUCUCUGACCUUGUGCCUUUGAGAUGAGACGCAGGGCCCUGCAGAAACUUCUCUGCUUCCACUUCCCAGGAGACAAGCUGCUGUCACCCCACUGUCACCCCAGUGGGACAGGGGUGAUCCCUGCCACGAGCACCACGACUGACAAAGGUUUAUCGAGCCGCCUCGGGGGUGGGGGAGCUCCCAUAACAUCACCCACAAUAUCACCAAGGCCUGAGCCCUGCCUUCAGGGGAAUGCUACCCCAUCCUGUAUCACUCAUUCCCGACUCUUUCUAGGCUGGGAACAUGGCUUUCUAAACCGCGUGCUUCUGAGGGCUGCUCACUUGCACAGUUGCUAAGCGUUGCUGUGUCUCCAGUGGCCCCAGAAGGGCUCGUUCCCUGAAAUGCGCUGCUCUUAGCAAACCUCAGUCUUGGAGGGGCGAGCCGUGUGGAGAGCAGGGUACCCGGGUUUUACGCACGCUCGACGGGCAGCCCGCCACGACACAUGGUGGGGAGUUCUGGGGACACGUGUGGACGCCACCUUGGCAUCGAAGGCACCACAGGAUGCGGCCACCCGCCCGGGAGUGCAGCGAGCCCCGACGACGCGGAGGGCAUGCCCCAGAGCAGCCGGGGUCUCCACACCUCCCAAGGAGCCCUGCCCACUGUCGAAGCUCCUCAUCGCUCUUCCACACCCCGUCCUUCCCUGAAAGGCUUGGGGCAUCGGCUUCCCACCGACUCUCCCAAGUGAGCCCCUGACCCAGACCUCACUUCGGAGGGAGCACCGCAACCUCCUUGCUCCUGGCCUCCCAGGCCUGGCCAAAGGGACCGGCAGCCUCGCGGACAGCCAGGAUCACCCGCCCCAGAUGAAGAGGAAGUGCCCCUUGGGGGACAUCAGCCCUCCUCUUGGGCUGCUGCAUGCUCCCAUGUCGGCGUGAGCACCUGCACCUUCCGAGGACAAGCUCUUGCGUGGUGUCCUGUCCUCCUAGCGCCACCCUCGGAGACAGGACCUCCUAACUUUACAGCCUGUUUGGAAAGAGAACGAGUGUGACCUCGCUGUGCAUGUUGAAGCAACAGAGCUGAGUCACGACCAGCAGAGAGCUCACUUCUUUCUGUCACAAGGGACCAGGACAGGGCGGCCUCGUCGUCCCCUGUGACCCCUCCCCCGUCGCCUUUGGAAGGCCAGAGUGUGCGGGUCAGAACCUGCUCCCUGCGGGCCGGGGUUCUCCGCUGGUCUCGUGCUGGGGACAGUGGUUAAAACAUUUGAAAAGCUAGCUCUCCCCGGGGACGGAAAGACGCUUCCUAAAAGAAGAAUCUGGAUGUCUUUCUCCAGUCCGUCAAUAAAUCAUUUUUGUAAUAGAUCAAAAGCAAAUGUUCUCAAGUCGAAGAGCUUAGUGGCUAUUGGUAGUGUUAAAAUAAUAAUCCUUCUAGUAUCCAAAGGUUUCUGGUUUUUUUUUUCAGGGAAAUUUUCACAUUGAUGAUGAAAGAAAAUAGUUCCGUUUUGGAGGUCCUUCCUGAAGAUAAAGGCUUUUGUUCUGCUGCUCUGAAUCUGUGUACGUUCCGUCUAAGAGGUCACUCUGCUGCUGUAUCUAGAUGGAACCACUGGUGGUGUUUUUUAAGAGAAAUAAAUUCCUUAAUGAAAAUA
Messenger RNA from Mirounga angustirostris (Northern elephant seal), 6408 nucleotides. RefSeq names its product G protein-coupled receptor kinase 5 (gene GRK5). Gene Ontology annotation, cellular component: cytoplasm. Gene Ontology annotation, biological process: regulation of signal transduction; signal transduction; protein phosphorylation. The transcript is spliced from 16 exons. Lineage: Eukaryota; Metazoa; Chordata; Mammalia; Carnivora; Phocidae. The record is from RefSeq and is a predicted model, not a curated record. Bases 221 to 1993 code for a protein of 590 amino acids. Gene Ontology annotation, molecular function: G protein-coupled receptor kinase activity; ATP binding.